AUGUCCGCCGCCCCCACGCACGAACCGACGCUCACCGAACAGGAGGUGCGCGCGCCGCCGCGCGACGCAUCCUCCGCGCCGACGCCCUCCCGCGUCGCCGCCUUCCUACACUCCUCGCCCCGUCGUUUGAACAGAACGUUCAAACCCGCGCGCUCCCUCCCUCCCUCCCUCCCUCCCCUCCAGGAACCGCUCAUCGGCGCCGCCCUCCGCGCGCUCUACGCCGCCGUCCGCGCGAAAGAGGACGCGCUGGACGAGGCGCCGAAGAUCCCCAAGGACGCGAACACGACGACCGCGAAGAAGCUGACGACCGCGCACAACACGCGCCUCCGCGACGCGUUCGAACCCCUGAGCGACGUUCAGCUCUCCGCGAAGGCGCUCCGGGCGUUCAAACCGCGCGCGGAGGAGAUCGGCGUCAAGGCGAAGAACGUCGAGGACGCGUGCCUCCUCCGCGUGCUGAUCACGACCGCGUCGAAGAAGCUCCUCCAGAAGCUCGACAACAAGGUCGAACAGAAGCGCAAGCGGCAGGAGAAGGCUGCCGCGGCGAAGGAGGUCGCGAAGGUUCAAAAGACCGCGGCGGACGUCGAGGGCGUCAACGAGAACGAACCGAUGUGCGCCCCCGCGUGA
Micromonas pusilla CCMP1545 is the source of this 624-nucleotide messenger RNA. RefSeq lists its product as uncharacterized. Bases 1 to 624 code for a protein of 207 amino acids. NCBI's taxonomy places the organism in Eukaryota, Viridiplantae, Chlorophyta, Mamiellophyceae, Mamiellales, Mamiellaceae. The transcript has a single exon. The record is from RefSeq and is a predicted model, not a curated record.